Messenger RNA from Oncorhynchus gorbuscha (pink salmon), 1598 nucleotides. It is a transcript of the gene tmx3a, whose product is annotated as thioredoxin related transmembrane protein 3a. The transcript has 16 exons. Gene Ontology annotation, molecular function: protein disulfide isomerase activity. The coding region runs from base 148 to 1482 and encodes 444 amino acids. The record is from RefSeq and is a predicted model, not a curated record. Gene Ontology annotation, cellular component: endoplasmic reticulum. Gene Ontology annotation, biological process: peptidyl-cysteine oxidation. Lineage: Eukaryota; Metazoa; Chordata; Actinopteri; Salmoniformes; Salmonidae.
UAGUUUGACAGACCGUUCCAGGAUUUGUGGCCUUGUUGCUCAACAAGCGCAGCAGACAAACGGCAGCGAAGAAACCGAACCGGAUCAGUGCUUCACUAGUGAAAUCGCUGAUUGAUUAUUUAUUGGAUAAAUCAUUGCGUGAAAAUUAUGGAAAAUAAAAAGUUUGUCGUCUUGUGUACAGUUUCUUUGACGUUUUUGUUGAGUAUAGCUUCGGUUUCAGCCUUCGUUGAAGAGCUCGAUGACACGUUUAAAGACACACGAAUGCCUGAUGAGAUAUGGCUUAUACAAUUCUACGCUCCCUGGUGUACCUUUUGCAAGCAGCUGGACCCAGUGUGGUAUGAAAUCGGGGCUGAGCUGAAAAGUAUGGGGUCUCCAGUCAACGUGGGCAAGGUCGACGCCACAGCCCACACCAAUUUGGCAAAAGAGUUUCGAGUUGGAGGCUAUCCCGCUAUAAAGUUGUUGAAGGAUGACUUGAAAUACAACUACAGAGGUCCUAGAACCAAGGAUGGCAUAAUGGAGUUUGCAGACAGAGUAUCUGGACCUGUGGUGAGAGCACUGCCAAGUCAGCAGUUAUUUCAGAAUGUUAUGAGUAGACAUGAUGUUCUCUUUGUAUACGUUGGUGGACCGUCCGACUUGAAGGAGAAGUACAUAUCUGUGGCCAAGGAACUGAUUGUGCAUACUUACUUCUUCUCUGCUGCAAGGAACAUUUUACCCAAGGCAGUUACUCUCCAGGAAUACCCGGCUGUGGCAGUGUUCAAGGAUGGCACUUACUUCCUUUAUGAUGAACAACAUGAUGGGGACCUCGCAUCCUGGAUCAAUAGUGAACGAUUCCUUAAUUACCUCCAGAUUGACAGCUACACUUUGUAUGAAAUGGGAGAUACAAGCAAACUGGUGGCUCUGGCUAUAGUGGAUGAGAGAAACCCUACUGAGGAGAGCAUUCGUUACAAGACCAUGGUGGAAAGAGUGGCCACUGAAUACAAGGACCUCUAUAGCAAAGAAUUCCAGUUUGGUCACAUGGACGGAAACGAGUACAUCAAUGGCCUCAUCAUGGAAGAACUGGCCAUGCCCUCUAUUAUCGUGCUCAACGUGUCUAACGAUGGAUAUUUCCUACCGCCCAACAAAGUGGAGACAAAGGAGCAGCUGGUGAAGUUCAUCGAUGGAGUGUCGAAGGGCCGGAUUAAAUCCCAGGGAGGGAAUGGAUACUAUCAAUGCUUUAUAAGGAUUGCGUUCAACACCAAAACGACUGUUACAAAUAUAUUUACCAAUGCGCCCCUUUUGGGCGCCUUCCUCGUCGUUGUUUUCUGCGGCGGCGGAAGUGCCUUGUGUUACGGCCUAUGCAUGGCCUGGCGCUCAAUGAGAAACACAGAGGACGAGGAACCAAUAACUGGGGAGAGGGUGGAGCCAAAGCAGCUCAAAGGUCCUGGGGAAGACAAGAAGACUGAGAUGAAAGCGAAGAAUCCGGCAGAGAAGAAGGCCGAUUAAGUAUGAAGUAUGACGUUUUUUUUAAAUUGAAAUGCCCUCGUGGCCAUGUCACCCUCAUAAAAUACGUAUUCUGACCUCAAUAGGACUUCCUGGAUAAAUAAAGGUUAAAUAAAAAA